Molecule: messenger RNA, 1728 nt
Organism: Stegastes partitus (bicolor damselfish)
Lineage: Eukaryota; Metazoa; Chordata; Actinopteri; Pomacentridae
Product: mitochondrial calcium uniporter regulatory subunit MCUb-like
Exons: 10
Coding region: 383-1330 (315 amino acids)
Biological process (GO): mitochondrial calcium ion homeostasis; calcium import into the mitochondrion
Cellular component (GO): uniplex complex
Molecular function (GO): calcium channel inhibitor activity
Source: RefSeq, a predicted model, not a curated record
GGACCUGCUGGGUCAGCUCAGCCUCUAGUCCCUCAGAGGGUCGGCUCGGUUCAGCCUCUAGUCCCUCAGAGGGUCGGCUNGGUUCAGCCGGCGGCUGCUCGUCUAGACUCGGAGGACUUCCUGCUCUGAACUCGACAAACCGGUGCGACAGGAAAACUCCCCCACGAGUCGCUGAGCGGCUGUGAGUCAGAGCAGGUCGCUGAGAGACGACACGAGGACACGGCGGCGGCAGGCAGAACUGGGCGGUUCUGACGGACUUCCUGUGACUGGCUGAGGGGAGGCAGGUAAGAGUUAACCUGUUGGCUCCGCCCCCUCCCCCUCCUCCUCCGACCAGACCUGCUGCGACUCGCCUGCAGCAGAUUCCUCACUCGGUCUCGGCGUCAUGUUUGGAUCCAGACUCUUCCUCUGCAGGCUCGCGUUCCAGAACAAAAGGAUCCCGACGCCCGGUCCGGUCUGGAGGGUGUCCUGGUUCAGCAGCCAGCCGCCGUCCAAAGAUGUGUCGGUUCGCUACAGCCUCGGCCGACCCGUCCUCGCCCUUCGUCUUCCCUCCGGGUGUCAGGGCCGCUUCACCCUGACGCCCAUGCUGACCACGGUGGGAGACCUGCUGAGGAACAUCACGGCCAAAGACCCAGAAGUUCACACGGCCGCUCUGCUGAACGCCGACGGACAGAGGAUCUCCUCGUGCACCUUCAUGGAGACGGUCUUGAACAAAGACUUCCAGCUGGUCAUCAAUGAAACCACCCACAGCGUCCAGGCGCUCGGACAAGGCUCGUCCCAUGAACACGUUCUGGACGUGGAGGACAUGAAGUACCUGGUCCAGCUGCUGCACUCGGCCCUCAGGCUGCCUCAGCAGCUGCAUGAGCAGCAUUCAGAGCUGCUGCUGAGGCAAGAGCAGCUGAGACGGCAGCUGCAGCCGCUCGAGACCGUGAGAGUGAAGCUGGCGCAGGAGGCGGAGUCUAAAGCGGCCAUGCUGGGGUGGGCGGGGCUUGCCUACCUGUCGCUGCAGGGGGGAUUCCUGGGUUACCUCACCUGGUACGUGUUCGCCUGGGACAUCAUGGAGCCCGUCACCUUCUUCAUCUCCUGCACCACCAGCAUGAUCUUCUUCGCCUACUACAUCCUGACCAGACAGGACUUCAUCCUUACGAAGGUGAGCGAUCGUCACUUCCUCCACUACUUCUACCAGAAAGCUACGCGACACAACUUUGACGUUCAGAAAUACAACGAGCUCAAAGACGAUCUGGCAAAGGUGGACGCUGAUCUCCGGAGGCUCAGGAGCGCCAUCCAGCUGCAGCUGCCGGUGGAUCAGAUCCGGCCUGAGAGCGCCGCCUGAAGCUCCACUGCUGCCACAACAAGUCCAACUAAAAAACACUUCCAUCCCUUUUUACUUUCGGUAAAGACUAAAAAAACUAAUUCAUCACAUGUUCAACUUCCUAACCGCCUUACUUUGUCAACUCCAUCGUUUAGGUAUGAAAAAAGUGAACGUAACCUUCAUUCUGAAUUAGCUGUGUAGAACAUUUAUAUAAUGUGUUUAUUGUGUUCAUUCUGUUCAUGUUGGAGCUGGUCAGAAGUUGCAUCAUGAAUGCUGUGGAGUGAAAACUGUAAUAUUUACGUCUGAACUGAAGCGUUUAAAAGGAAUUGCUGUUACAAACUUUCACUUGACUAAAUUUAUUUGGGCUCCAACACUGUUUAUUCCUGAAAAACAUUAAAAAUCUGGAAAACAAAACUCUA